AUGUCUUCAAGCUUCUGGAGCUCGUCGCACUGUCAUCAUUGGCUCGUCACUCGUUCAUCCGUCGCGGCCGCCAGAUCAAUCGACCUUCGAUAUGCCACCCCUCGUCAAAUCUACUGUCUGGGCAUAUGGUUCGCCAACCUCAUACAAAAGCUCGGAAAGAAACUCGCCCUUCGACAGAUCCCAAUAGCUACAGCUACCAUAUUCUUUCGUCGUUUUUAUCUCAAGAACAGUUAUUGUGAGACAAAUCCGUAUCUCGUCCUGGCCGCUUGCUGCUUUGUCGCUGCCAAAGUUGAGGAAACUCCGGUGCAUAUUAAGACGGUGGUGAGCGAAGCCAAACUGAUGUUUCAAGAAAACAAUAUAAAGCUCUUCCCUGCGGACCCACACAAACUGGGAGAAAUGGAAUUUUAUCUACUAGAAGAUCUCGAUUUCCACUUGGUGAUCUUUCAUCCAUAUCGUGCUCUUUGGUCAAUGACAGGACGAGAACCCGCCGAUUCUGGGAAAUUUCCACAAUCUCGAGUGGAAGAAGAUCAAGAAAUCAAAAAACGUGAAGCUGAUGCGAAGAAGAAGAGGGAUGAGGAGAUCCGAAAGGCAGGUCCUGGAGCGGCGACUCGGGUCAUUGAUGAGGUGGUGGAAGAAGAAGAGGAAGAACGUAUUCGAAGACUUAUGGGAAGAGGAAGUGGAGAGGGUUUAAUAGAGAUUAACGAAGGGGCUAUGCAAAUUUGUCAAUUCAUGUUGAACGAUACAUAUCGGACCGAAGUUCAUCUUCUAUACCCGCCAUAUAUCAUCGCAUUGGCCGUUAUUUGCAUCGCGCUCGGUCUUGCAACUGUCAGCAAUCCUGCACAGAGCAAAACACGGUCUUCCUCCACCCAACAAAACACCCUGGCUCAAUCUACAUCAAUCAGUGAAAGUCUAGGUAUCCGUCCUCCUUCUACUGAAGCUGCAGGAUUUCUCGCCUCUUUCAACGUCUCGUUACCUGUCUUACUUGCCUGUGUACAAGAUAUCAUCGUUCUGUAUCCCAUUUGGGAGACUUUCGAACCUUCGGCCGCUCGAAACCAGCCACAAGGGCCUUUGGCAGCUGCUACUGCUGCUGUACAAAAGGAUAAACUGGAGGUAGAGGGAGAAGACAAGUUCGGUCCGGAAGAAGCGGAGGCCUUGGUUAGAAGGAUGAUAGAAGAGAGAGUUGUGGAUGUUGGACACCCCGAUGAUGCAGGGGUGGGUACGAUGCCAAAGCUCAGUGGGAAAAAGCGAGGGAGGCAAUGA
Molecule: messenger RNA, 1260 nt
Organism: Tremella mesenterica DSM 1558
Lineage: Eukaryota; Fungi; Basidiomycota; Tremellomycetes; Tremellales; Tremellaceae
Exons: 3
Coding region: 1-1260 (419 amino acids)
Biological process (GO): positive regulation of transcription by RNA polymerase II
Cellular component (GO): nucleus; mediator complex
Molecular function (GO): cyclin-dependent protein serine/threonine kinase regulator activity
Source: RefSeq, a predicted model, not a curated record